This is a messenger RNA of Anisakis simplex (herring worm), 813 nucleotides long. Lineage: Eukaryota; Metazoa; Nematoda; Chromadorea; Rhabditida; Anisakidae. The record is from the annotation of a GenBank genome assembly.
AGAGAGCACUGGAAUUAUCAGCAUGCUGAGGGGUAUUGGCCGCGGAUCGGAGGGUAUUGGAAGCGAUAUUCGACGGGAACGCUGAAACUUGAUGUGGUGUCUGUAAAGGGAGGAAGUCAUUAUGUGGCGCUAAAUCGGCCCGCGCCAGCGCUUCAACUGGUGAGCGCGUUCCUGAAGGAGCAACCGUACAACACGAGUGCAAAAGUUGACACUGAGCUGAAAUUGCCGAAAUUCCAGUACUGGCCACCGCUACCACCAGUGAAAAGAACCGAAGCGGAUCGGGUUUAUAGUUUACCAGGCCUAACCUACACACCAAAUUUCAAGCAGUAUUCCGGUUAUUUGAAGUCGAAGAAGGGUAAUUACCUGCAUUAUUGGUAUAUGGAAUCACAGGGGGACCCCCGAAAUGACCCGAUCGUGAUUUGGCUGAACGGUGGGCCGGGGUGUAGCUCGUUGAUGGGACUGCUUGAGGAGUUGGGACCGUUCCGACCGAACCCAGAUGGGAGAACCCUUUUCGAGAAUGUGUUCUCGUGGAAUAAGGCCGCCAAUUUAAUGUUCUUGGAGACGCCUCGAGGUGUGGGAUUCUCCUAUCAGAACAUGACUGAGAAUCCGGAUACGGAAUGGGACGAUACGAAGACGGCCGAGGAGACGGCUGACGCCAUCGAGGACUUCUUUAACAUAUACAAGCAUCUGCGUUCGCAUAGGAAUGAGCUGUAUCUGACGGGUGAAUCGUAUGCCGGCAUCUAUAUACCGAUGACGACGAAUGUCCUGAUCGAUAGAAUUCAGGUUUGGGGGGUUGUUUUGGGUGAUUUUUAG